AUGGAACCGCAAACCCCCAGUCGAGCGCCCAAGGCAGAGGCUAAGAAAAUUGCCAACAUCAUCCAAAAACGGGCCGGCUUUUCUUACAUCAAAUACACUGGCCCCUCUGUUUCCGGCAAGACUGCGGUCAUUGCUUUCGAAGCUGCCGAGGAGUCCCUGAAGUUGGGCAUCAUGCCAAUCUUUAUUAUGCAGUCCGAGUUGGAAUUCAUCUUCCUCGGCGACCUUUUCAAGCGCAUAACUGGGGCGGCAGUAAUGACGUGGGACUCCCUCCAUCAGGACCCAAAUCAAAUGGCGCAACUUCUGGAGUGGAUAUCGCUCGGUGCUUCGUUGAUUAUCAAGUUCAACGGCCAACGGAUCAUCGCCUCCGACUUUGGACAAGCUCGCAUUUGCGACUUGAUUUCACGCCAGAUCGCAAGAAAGAACGACUGGGGUUUCAACCUUGUCGUCAUCGCCUCCUUCGAGAUCCCGAGACACCACCCUCUUGGUAGAAUGCCAGUGGAGUCGACAGAAAUGGGCAUGGACUGCGAUUCUUCGAUUGCAAUCGAGAAGGGUCUUGUAAUUCGCAAAGUCGACUGUUCGGGAUUGGAUUCCUGGAAUAGGUACUUGGUCCAACUGAUCACUCAGGUACAGGAAAGCGGAACUUCCAACGAGGGGGGCUCGACGACGAUUAUCUGCUUUGCCCCCCAAGUGGACAUCCAAGUUGCCAUUGAACACGCCGCAAGCCUCCGUUGGGCCGUGCAUGAGCUACAAGAUACUGCGAGCAUAGGGGAGUUCCGGGAUCUGAGCUUCGGCCAGUCCAAGCGGAACGCGCUCCUCUUUGUCGGUUGGUCGUCUCAUCUAACAGAUGGCAGCGUCAGGUUGCCGGGUCUCAAACACAUCCUCAUGGCCGAUUCUCUACCGACAGUCGUGUUUGAUCCCAUCAUGGGCGAGCCAAUGGAGCGGAACCACCCACUCUCACGGCGGGAACUAUACAAUCAGGUGGCAUUCGCACACAAGAGCACCACCCCAGGGGAUGUCCAGCUUCAUCACCGUUUCGAUUUGGACGAGGCGCUCGAUACCAGACCUUGGGACCCCCUUCCCGCAACAGAGAACGAACACGGUUUCGAGUGGCUGUACAACUGCGCGUACCAAUGGCCAGACGUUUCAGACAAGCCAGUAGAGACUUGGCCAGUCGCUGACAAGGUGGCGAUGGUCGGAAUGGCGACGCAGCUCAAAUGGAUGCAGAUUAUCGAGGGGGGUGUCGAACAAGGCUACAGGUUGAAAGAAGGCUGGUCCGGAGACAUCCAACACUUCCUGCGCGGUGGCUCAGUCGUCCCGGACGGGGUGACAUUUAAUGCCGCCGCCAUGCUCGCCAACGUCUGUCAUGCUUUCAAGGCGAAGAAAAUUGACAAGCACGUGGCUAGGGUCGCCAUUCGUCUGGCAGUCAUCUCAUCCCUUGGCUUUUAUCGGGAGACCGAGAGCACAGCGAAUAUGGUACAGCACGACGGCACCAAAAUGUUUUCCGAUAGCCUCCGUCAACAGAUGAGCAAGGCAUUGCCCGGAGUCUCGAGUGUCCUCUUCGACCAGGGGGCGUUGUGGACGGUGCUUGGGCUAUGGGAGAUGUGUCGGAUAAAGACGUUGAACUUCACGUCGGCCCGACAUGCCAGCCUCACUGUCACAGCUCAAGCGGAUUACCUCAUAGAUGAGUACCUUGAAAUGAAUGCGGCAGUAGCCGGAAGAGUCUGGGUCGUGGUUCAGCAGGUCGAAGCGCACUUGCGCAUGGCGCCGAUCGGGCUGGGAGACGGCCUGCCGGUGCUCGAUCUUUCCGGAAUCCAACAAGUCGAAGUGUUUAUUGCACAGAGCUGGAUACCGAACCUUCUUUACAGCAAGGUGGGCACUGACUGUCGGGAUGCCGUCACCCUUGUUAGUAAUCACUUGGUGACAACGGACCAUUAUUGCAACCUGGAUUUGUUCCACAAGCUCCGCGCGGCCGGCAGAAUCCCAGACGACGGCUUCUUCAUCCUCUACCGGCAUCUACAGUGGAAUCAUGUCGAAGGCGACACAGAUUUUGUUUCAGCCGAGUGUUCGACAAUCAUUUCGGCAAAGGCUCUAUGGGAGGCCGUGGGAGACAGGUCACUACACGACCUCCGAUCAAAGUACCCCAAUGUUUGGCCGGAACCCAGAGAUUGA
Molecule: messenger RNA, 2169 nt
Organism: Colletotrichum orchidophilum
Lineage: Eukaryota; Fungi; Ascomycota; Sordariomycetes; Glomerellales; Glomerellaceae
Exons: 1
Coding region: 1-2169 (722 amino acids)
Source: RefSeq, a predicted model, not a curated record